Oldenlandia corymbosa var. corymbosa is the source of this 828-nucleotide messenger RNA. The record is from the annotation of a GenBank genome assembly. NCBI's taxonomy places the organism in Eukaryota, Viridiplantae, Streptophyta, Magnoliopsida, Gentianales, Rubiaceae.
AUGCCAAGUUUACUUUGCAGGCCAAUCAAGGAAGAAAUGAUGGAUCUUGACUACCUAUGUGAUAGGGAGUUGGUUCAAGAGAGCUAUGAUCAAGAUGAUGAGAAUGUCAUUAACCUUGGGGUUCAAACCAAAGGAGAUGAUGACCUCAUGGAAAUAAGUGCUCAAGAGUAUCAAGAGAGUUUGACUCUAGAUAAGAUCAUGUGCACGCCUUUUGCUUUGGAUGGGACUCAAAGUGUACCAUACAAACCAUUCUCUCCCUUUGGAUUUCAAUGCAUUUUCAAAUUGAAAGCUCAUUCGGCCGAAUUGUUCACUUUCUUGCUCGAUGUUUUUGAUGAACAUGGUUUUGAUGUCCAUGCUCCUGGUUGUCCAUGGACUUUGUCCUCAUCUUCGUCAUCAAGGGGGAGGGCAGAUAUCAUUGUGCUCUCGUCAAGGGAUAAAACAACUGCUGUACCAAAAAUAGAAUCAGAAACAUCUCCUAAACAAGGAGAUAAUGCAGCAGAAAAAGCUCAUUUGCAACUUGAUAAGUAUAUGGGUCAACGUCUUGGAGCUGGUCUACUCAUUCAGGAGCGAGACAGCCACAAUGCUUUUAUGGCAGGGGCUACAACUAUAAUGAAUGAAGCUAAGAAGGCUAUUUCUGAACUUAAGCAUGCUCGCGAUGUGGUCCGCUUAGAGCGUGAACAGGCUCGCCAGCGUCUUAUUGAAGCGGACGACAACCUUAAGGCAUCCAAUUUGGAGUGUGAUAAGAUGCGUAGGAAAAUUGAUGAUGCAAAUAGGGAACUUGAUAAUGCCAGAAGCGAUGCCAAGGCUGCUGAAAAAAGCAAUGUUUGA